UGUUGUUCUUGUGUUAAAAUUUUAAUAAAAAAAAAUGUUUUUAUUUUAACCCGAAGCCGAUAAAAACGAAAAAAUAAUAAUUAUUUAUUUUGUUAUAAAUUCUUCAAACAUCUACAAUAAAUUACAAACAAAAAUUCAUUAAAAAUGCCAGAAGAUUCAAAAGAAAAUAAAGCCAAAAAGCUAGCAGCAGCACGUAAGAAGCUAAAAGAAUACCAAUCAAAAGAAAAGAAAGACAAUGACGCAGGAGGAAUCCAAUCGGACACAACAACUGUUAGCCAAAGUGAUGCAGCUAGCACAGAAGGCAGUGAAUCCAUUGUCAAUGAAUCUCCGUCACCUGCCAUGGAGAAUGGUGUGGAUGUUGAUUUAGUGCAAACUUAUGAACUGCCUCCAACUGCAGAGGUACUCGCAGAAAAGCCAAUAUCUUCCACACCAAUCCAAUCUCAAAACAACAACAGCAGCAUCGAUACAAUCCAAAUCCUUAUAACAGAAAAAGCUGCUUUGUCGUCUGAACUCAAUACAUUGCGCAACAUUUGUCGUGAAAAAGAAUUGGAAACUGAAGAACUGCAGGCGCAGUUUCAGUUGACGUCAAAGCGUCUGCAGGAUUUGCAAAAUGAAUUCACUCACGAGCGUCAAGCAAUGAAUGAAUUCAAAUCAAAGAACUUAACUAUGCAAGUUCAUAUGGAAGAAAUUCGAUCUAAAUAUGAUGAUCAAACUGAGCACUUGGAAGAGACAAAGAAACUCUUUUUAAAUGAAAAAGAACGUAAUCAAUCGUUAAGUAAGGAGUUGAAGGAGGCAAAGAACGAACUUGAAUUAACAAAGAUUCGUAUUAAUCAAUUGUCUGAUGAAGCAAGUGUGACACAGGACAAUCGUGUAGAGUCGCUGACACAAACACAGUUUAUGUAUGAACAGCAAAUACGUGAUUUACAAGCUAUGGUGCAACAGUUGACGAGCGAUAAGGAACAAGCUAAUCAACAAUAUCAAACUUAUGUGCAACACUUGAAUACAGAAGUUACGAAUUUAAAUGAAAAAAAUAGUGAACUUGUUGAGGAAUGUUCAAAGCUACAAGAACGUGAAAGACAAUUUAUUGAUCAUAUAAGUGGAUUGGAAAAGGAAAUACAAAAAUCGAUUUCGAAACAGGAUCAGGUUAAGGAGAAUCAGCAAUAUGAGGUCAACGAAGUUUACAUAAAAGAAAUCGAUGAGCUUAAAACAAAAAUCUCUGAAUUUGAAUCCGAACGAUACGAAUUUCAAUUGAAAAUCAAAUCCCAAGAAGAUCGCCUUGAAGAUCUCAAUCAAAAUCUUAUCGAGAAAGAUAAUAAAAUUUCCGAACUGGAAAAUCAUCUGCAAAAUAUUCUCUCCGAACGUCCAGAUAGUCAUAAACUAUUGGCAACAAUGGAAAGUGAUAAAAUUGCUGCAUCUCGAGCCCUAUCACAAAAUGAUGCAUUGAAGAAACAAUUGGAUGAAUUGGAGUUAAGAUUUGUUCAGUUGACAAACGAUAAAGCAGACUUGGUGAACAAACUAGAUGCUGAAGAGUAUGCAAAUCGUGAAAUUCGUAAUAAUUUCUCGAGUAUGGAGGAACAAAUCAAGAAUCUUGAUGGGAAGCUUAACCUGAAAGACGAAGAAAUGAUUCGCCUUACUCACGAGAAUAAUGACUUGGCUAGAAAAAAUUUGAUGCUCGAACAGCAAUUGGAUAGAUUGCAGCAUUAUGAAGCUAGCGAGUAUUCUAACAAGUAUCAAAGUGAUCAAGGAAGUCCCAGAGAAAAUGGAAACGAUGAUCAUCAUAAGGAAACAAGCCACAAACACGAUCAUCUUGAUCACGACCAUGAUCAUGAUCACGAUCAUAAUCACUGCCAUGACGGCGAUGAACACAAUCACGAUGAACAUUCUGAAUGUUCAUCCAGUCAUGCUGGCCAUGACCAUCCACAUUCCCUUACAAGUCUAGAUGAACACGAUCAUCCGAAAGAACAAUGCCAUGCAUCGACAUCGAUGACACCGCAACACCAACACAAACAUCGCCACGAUGAACCGCCAACAAUUCCAACGAUUGAAGCAUUAACAAAGCUCCAGAAUCGUUUCACCAAGUUAAUGGCUCAGACAGCCGAAUUGACCGAGGAAAAACAACGUCUUGAGCAUUUGGUGCUUCAGCUUCAAGGCGAAACCGAAACGAUUGGGGAAUACAUCGCACUCUACCAGACCCAAAGGCGUAUUCUGAAACAGCGAGAAUAUGAAAAGGCUGCACAGCUGCAGUUGCUUCUGGGAGAGCGCGAAGAAAUGCGUGAAAAAAUCACAACGCUAAACAAACUUGUAUCGAAUUUGGGAGUUGACCUGCCAAAUAACUUGAGACUAAAUGAAAAUCUCAACAGUGUGAUGGAAAAUAUAUGCAUCGAACCAAGUGCAUCCCACACCCCAAGUAGUGAUGGUGGUGGCGAAGGAGAUCAUAGUUCGACCAACCUCGAUGAGGCAGUCAUGAAUAAACGAUUGAAUUCGAAUGAAUCAAAAGAGAUAUUGGCAAAAAUUCAAAAUAUUAUAACGGAAAUCAAAGAGAACACAAAAGAUAUACCGCCAGUCAAUACUGCAGACCAUUUGACUUGUUGUUCGGGUAAAUUUGAAAUUGUUUAACCAGAUGAAGAAUAAGAGAAAGAGACAAUUAAAAAUGAUAGAAGUAUCAAGAUUAGAAUAUUUUCACUAAUCACACCUAUUCCUUAACAAAUAUUUGUGUUUAAGUUUACAAGGCAGAAAAUAUUUUGAACGGACAAGCGGAAAUGUAAUGUGUCUUAUUUUUGAAGGCAAUGAUAUAUUUUUUUUUUAAUUCGGCCGGUUUUGCACUCCUGAUUUUUGCCACAUGUUUUUAUAUACAUCCUAUCCAAGCUAAUUGCAAUUGUUUAAACUAUAUUACGUAUAUUCUGAUUGUUUAAAAAACAAGGGUAAUUAAAUAAAAAUAUUUAA
This is a messenger RNA of Episyrphus balteatus (marmalade hoverfly), 2943 nucleotides long. Its product is annotated as golgin subfamily A member 2. The transcript has 4 exons. Gene Ontology annotation, biological process: Golgi organization. The record is from RefSeq and is a predicted model, not a curated record. Lineage: Eukaryota; Metazoa; Arthropoda; Insecta; Diptera; Syrphidae. Gene Ontology annotation, cellular component: cis-Golgi network; Golgi cis cisterna; Golgi apparatus. Bases 145 to 2616 code for a protein of 823 amino acids.